This is a messenger RNA of Argiope bruennichi, 1163 nucleotides long. Its product is annotated as retinaldehyde-binding protein 1-like. Gene Ontology annotation, cellular component: membrane. The record is from RefSeq and is a predicted model, not a curated record. The coding region runs from base 172 to 1050 and encodes 292 amino acids. Gene Ontology annotation, molecular function: phosphatidylinositol bisphosphate binding. NCBI's taxonomy places the organism in Eukaryota, Metazoa, Arthropoda, Arachnida, Araneae, Araneidae. The transcript has 6 exons.
UUUUAAUCAAUUGGGAUUUAUAAAAGAAUCUUACGCUUCAAUCAGUUAUCGUCUAAAGUGUCCUUCAUUUCAGCAACUACGCUGCUGCAGCUGUUUUAAAUAUUUUAAAAGCUCUUGAAACGGAAAAAUUGUACAUUGAGCGUUUUUUCUCUCAAGAAAUCCACUGCUAACAUGCCGGACCAGAAUUCUGAAAUCGUGCCUGAAAUAGAGGAACUAUUUCCCUUUGAGAUGGGGUACCUUCCGGAAGAGCUUCAGGAAAAAGCAAUUGUUCAGUUGAACGAAACAGCCAGAAAUAAAGAACAAAGUCUUCGAGAAAUGAAAGAUAUGAUAGAGCUGGACAAAACGCUGCUGGGAGUCGAGAUUGAUGACGAUCUCAUAGUGCUGUUCCUCAGAUCCGAGAAGUACGACGUCCAAGAAGCGUUCACCCGGCUCAAAAACCUCAUUAAUUUUAAAAGAGACAACAUGGAAAUGUUUACGGGACAGAGAUAUGAAACCAUCUCUAAGAGCAUCACAGACAACAUAACGACAUAUUUGCCGUUUAGAUGCCGUGAUGGCUGUGCCAUUAUACAUGUGAAUGUAGAUAAUUGGAUACCUGAUGAAUUUCCAGUUCUGGAAGUGAAAAGAAUGGCGCCUAUUCUGUUGCUUCAAGCCCUUCGGGAACCGAUGACGCAAGUGAACGGAUUCAAAGCAAUCAUAAACGCCAAGAGCAAUCCUCUGAGGCAUCUGAGAUACUGCAGUUUUCAGAAUCUGUAUCUUAUGUAUUACGGCUCACAGUUUUGUCUUCCUGGCAAAUUCCAUAGCUAUCACGUGGUGAAUAUGUCUUUUACAGGAAGAUUCUGCUUACAGCUCAUGAGAACAAUUCUUCCUGAAGAACUGAAAAAGAAGAUUCAUAUACAUGCUACACCAGAGCAGCUGUUGGACCAUUUUCCAGCUGAAAUAAUACCUGAAAUAUACGGAGGUCAGUUGGGCAGAUACGAUUUGACAGGUUGGCUGAAGAAAGUGAUGGGGCCUGAAGAAUUAGAAAAACUUGGUGGAAAAUUUCUGAGCUGAAGUUUUAUUCAAUAUAUCAACUACAAAACAUAUUUCCUGCUAUGAUGUUGUCUGUAAUGAAAAAAUAUGUUAACUUAAAAAAUUGAAUGUGUAGUUUAACAUUGUAUUUAUGU